Molecule: messenger RNA, 501 nt
Organism: Puccinia triticina
Lineage: Eukaryota; Fungi; Basidiomycota; Pucciniomycetes; Pucciniales; Pucciniaceae
Exons: 4
Coding region: 1-501 (166 amino acids)
Cellular component (GO): mitochondrion
Source: RefSeq, a predicted model, not a curated record
AUGCGAGCGCUCCAUCUCCCGCAAGCGCCCGGAUUGAUACACCCAAAGUGGAAGCUCUGUUGGAAAUCCACUUCCUUCGUGUCUCAGCAACAAAGCACCCAACGCGUCGAUUUCGCCAAGCUGAAAUCCGAGAUCCUACAAGUCGAAAAACAGGACUAUGCGUUAUUGAAAUCGGAGAACGAAAGACUGAUCAGUGAACUAGAGAAGCUCAAGCAACGCUCACGGGAAGAAACUACUCGGACUCAAGCUUCAGUGCAACUGGAUUUGAAUCUAGAAAAGGGCCGGAUUCGAGAUGAAUUAGGCGUCCGAGAACUGAAGCUCAGAGAAGUAGACACACGAAUCGAAGGCGAGAUCGGUAACCUUCGUACGACGAUGGAAAGCGCGAAAUUCAACAUAUUGCAGUAUGUCGUGGUGACCGUCGCUUCCGGGGGCGCUUUGCUAAUAGCUUACAUUCGCAUGUCAGUGCCUUCCCUGGCCAUCUUCCCCGUGUCCAGACCCUGA